Messenger RNA from Scedosporium apiospermum, 306 nucleotides. RefSeq lists its product as uncharacterized. Bases 1 to 306 code for a protein of 101 amino acids. The transcript has 3 exons. The record is from RefSeq and is a predicted model, not a curated record. NCBI's taxonomy places the organism in Eukaryota, Fungi, Ascomycota, Sordariomycetes, Microascales, Microascaceae.
AUGUCUCCUGCUGAUACCUGCUGCCGAAAGGGUGAGGGUGCUUGCGUCUGUGCCCAGCAAGCCACUUGCUCCUGCGGAAAGCAGUCUGCCCUUCACUGCACCUGUGACAAGGCUGCUGUUGAGAACACCAUCUCUGGCCCCAGCUGCUCCUGUGGCUCUCGCCCUGUGGGCCAAUGCACCUGUGAGAACGCCACCGUUGAGAACCAGAAGCCCACUGGUGCUACCUGUGGUUGUGGUGCCAGGCCUGCUGGCUCCUGCACCUGCAACAACUCUGCCAAUGAGACCGACUUUACCACCAAGAAAUAA